Striga hermonthica is the source of this 483-nucleotide messenger RNA. The record is from the annotation of a GenBank genome assembly. NCBI's taxonomy places the organism in Eukaryota, Viridiplantae, Streptophyta, Magnoliopsida, Lamiales, Orobanchaceae.
AUGGCGACCGAAGAGUAUAACCGACCUCAUUCACUCCCUCCGUAUCCGCAGAUGAUCAUGGAAGCAUUAGAUGCACUGAAACAAGCCGAGGGUGCCAACAAGUCAUCGAUUUCCAAAUACAUGGAGUCCAAGUAUGGCGAGAUGCCCCCCCGCCACUCGGAUUUGCUGUCACACCAUUUGAACAGGAUGAAGGACAUUGGUGAACUCCUUUUCAUCAAGAACAACUACCUCAAACCUAGCCCGGAUGCCCCCUUGAAGCGUGGGCGAGGCCGCCCCCCAAAGCCCAAGGAGUCUCUACCCCCAGACACCAUCCUUCCGCCAUCUAGGCCCCGGGGUCGCCCGAAGAAGGAUCCAAAUGCACCCCCAGCCCCAAAGAAGCCGAAGCCUCCAUCUGGCCCACCGAGCAUGUCCAAGACUGGGAGGCCCAGGGGAAGGCCCAGGAAGGUCAACCCGCAGCCUUUCCAGAAUGGAUCUGAUGCCUGA